Molecule: messenger RNA, 3395 nt
Organism: Styela clava
Lineage: Eukaryota; Metazoa; Chordata; Ascidiacea; Stolidobranchia; Styelidae
Product: beta-1,4-galactosyltransferase 2-like
Biological process (GO): carbohydrate metabolic process
Cellular component (GO): Golgi apparatus
Molecular function (GO): galactosyltransferase activity
Source: RefSeq, a predicted model, not a curated record
GCACAAUGUUGCUGCCAUUGACUAUUGUGUGGCAUUUUUCUAUAUGCAAUUGAAACUCUCGUUAUCAGCAUCUUAAACUUGGGGACACACAGAUGUUUCGGCUCCGUAUUUACAGCGGGUGGAAAUUUAGAACCCGAGAGAAAAGUCCGUAUUUUGUUAGCCAAUUUAAACAAAGCGUUUCGAAAAUCUAGUUUCGUGUCUCACACGAGCCCCUAAAAACGCGAAGGUUCGCUCAAACGAUUUCGAAAGCUGUGGACGGCCGCGCCCUUUGUAUACGAGAGAGGUUUAGAAGAAAUGAGUGGAAAAAUAUAUUGAGUCGUUGUCAAAAAAUGUUUCUCCAAAGACAGUCGGAAUGGGCCAGAUUGUUGACGCGUUUAUUCGGAUUUCCAAAUAUUAGGUCAUUUGCGGGUCUUCGCUUAUGAAUGCCUUACCUUUGAUCAAUGUAGAUUUGAAAUUUCACGAUUUCUUAUUUAAACUCUGUUCGAACUUUUCGUUUUGUAAUGUAAGAGAUUUGUAUUAUUACUUAAUUUAAUGAAUUGGGAUUUAAAAUUUCAAAAAGAUUGGAAAAAGUCAGCAAGUCAGAUGGUUGGCCUUACUGUGUUUUUAUGUGGAUUAUAUUAAUCUAUAUUAACAAAGCAUUGAGAGUAUGGUAAUACUAUAAGACGUCCAUCGAUGAUCGUACAUAGUAUUGAUGACUAACUAAUUCGUGUUGUUUUUGCGAGGUCUUUGGUAGACAAAUUAUUGAACUUAGCCAGCUUGUGUUUGUAUGAAUAAAAAAUUUCCAUAGAGUGAGAUAAUGACUGGGAGGUUUUAAAUUCGUGUUCCGAAGGUCUAGGUAAGGCGUAAUAAACAGGUAUACUCGCUUCGAUUAUACAUUUUUUUCACUAGAAUUCAUAUCUUAUAUAACAAUGGCUAUCAAUAGACGCCUUCUGUUUGGAUGUACUAGACGAAAUUCGAUUGUUGUUUUGCUAACCUUGAAUGUUUGCAUGGUACUUGCGGUACUGCGGCUUUAUUCUGGUAAUCGUGAACGUGUUAUAACCGUGUUCCGGCAAACUAAAAUAGCGACUGAUGUCGGGAAGGAUAAAGAAGUUGCGACAACCGGUUCAGUGACGGUAGAAUUAGAUACCACGAUCCCCGAACACACGACAACUCCAUUGCCGGAUUUAAAAUUGAAGAAUUUUUACUAUCCGCGAUAUAUUCCGGAUUGUCCCCCAGAAGAGGAUAAAUUGCUUGUUGGAAAAAUGGCCAUCGAUUUUAAAGCAUCCAAAGACUAUUUUCUUACGAUGUUGAAUAUAUCGCAAAACAACACAGCUCUAACAAAUGAUGAAAAAUAUUUGGGACAAUUUUUAGAAGAAAGUGACGAAAACAAACGAAUUUCGGUGGUAUUCGAGCCAGGGGCAUGUAAUGCAGUGCAUUCAGUGGCUAUAAUAAUUCCGUUUCGCAAUCGAGAAGAACAUUUACGUAUUUUAUUGGGACAUCUUAUGCCAGUACUACAAAGACAAUUGCUCAGAUUCGGUGUUUUUGUUGCCACGCAACAAGGUAACGGAACAUUUAACAAAGGAAGAAUAAUGAAUACUGCAUUUCAAUAUGCUAUAGAAGCAGGAAAUACAGAAGGUCGCCCUUUUGAUUGCUUUGUAUUUCAUGAUGUGGAUCUGUUAGCAGAAUACGAUACCUUGUUUUACAGGUGCACCGGUGGAGAUGCUGUAAAUCAUUUUUCGACUGCUAUUGAUAAGUUUGGAUACAAAGAAAGAUGCUGUGGAAUGACUGUCGGUGGAGUGCUUGCGUUCACAGAGAAGCAAUAUAAAAAAGUAAAUGGUUAUUCAAAUGAAUUCUGGGGUUGGGGAGGCGAAGAUGACGACAUGGCAAACAGAAUAUCAAACAGAAAUUUGAAUAUAGCAAGACCAGAUUCUACAAAAGGGAGGUACACAAUGGUAAAACAUAAACGUGACGGUGGUAAUCCUAACAAUGAGAUGAGAAUGAAACUCUUGCAAAAUUCAAACGAAAGGUUGACAAAGGACGGAUUAUCGAGUCUCGAUACAAAAAUUACGUCAAUACAUCGUUAUCCGUUAUUCAUUAACUUGAAUAUUGAUGUUGGGAAUCAGUCUUGAUAGUUUCGGCUUUAAAAAUGACUGAAUCGCAUAUUGAGUAGCCGGUAGGACAGCAAGCCUCUGGAAGCGAAAUGAUGACAAACUAAUGAACUACCUCUGUGAUCAUGUGUUUAAGCAGACUAUAGAUGUCUGCCCGAUCGCAGAAAAUUUUUUCCUAUACUUUGCUAUUAGAAAUUAUUCGAUACUUUUUUGAGGGUGUUUUGGGGAGUUGGCGCUUACAUGUGCAAAACCACCAUUGUUAUGAAAAUGUUUGACCACGUGCCGCUUACAAGGUACUGAUAGCUAAUUUAAGUCUGUCUUUCGCAGCUUUUCGGGACGAAGUUUUGAUUGUUGCAGCUAAACUAAAGCUCUUCGGCAUAAUGACAAUGAAAUUUUUGAUUUACAACUAAUUUUUUAACUCACAACUAAAAGCUGACGAAUAAUACGCAAAAUUGAGGUACCAGCAUGCACGAAUAUCACCUAUCAUUUAUUGCUGAUUGGUCAUUGCUACGAACAUAAACAUGAAAAUCGAUACUAGGAGAAAAUACUAUUUUCUGAUACAGCCAAGAGUUAGCUAGAUAAUAUGCACUUUUUUUAGAAAAGUUACUAAUGACUCACGCAAAGAUUUUACUAUUUGGUCCCAGACGAUCAAGGAUACCAUAGCGGAUGUCUUGUAAAUGUUUGCUUCCACAGUGUGUUUUGAUUAUGGUAUUUAAGCUUCAUUUUUUUUUAUUCCGAAUUGAAUUGCUUUAACAGUUUUCUUGUCUGUGCGCUGGUGAAAUCAUUUCUUGUUUGCUAAAUUGUUCCCAAUCAUUUAACACCAUCCACUGCUGCUCUAUCAGCCCGCUUUUAUUGUUAAUAUUAAAUCCAACAAAAGAGCAAUGUUCCUAUGUAUACAAGUAGAUGUGAACUGCUGACGAACUUUGUGCGGUGAACCGACGUGCUCUGUUCACUGAGCACUCACUGGCAAAAAUUUAGGUCUUUCAACGUUUCUGUUUUACUAUGCAAUAUUAUUUAUUCAAUCUGCAACGAAUCUAAAAAAUCUUCAGUUUUAUUUAAACAUGACCGCAAACUGCACCAUUAUUGUGGAUGUAUGUUAAAAAGCAAAGUCCACUAUUCAGCAUGUAUAACGUAGACUCUACGUCAUAGAGUUCCAUGUACUCAUCUUUUGCAUAUUUCUUGGAAUAUUCUUAUCCACUGAUUGCAUUCAAUAGAUUGUAGAAAUACAAAAAUAUUCGUAAUAUUUCUCUGAAUGUGUGUAUUCUGUACCGGUAUAACCGUAUAACUAAUACAAUCUUGCAAGCACUG